Molecule: messenger RNA, 378 nt
Organism: Arthroderma uncinatum
Lineage: Eukaryota; Fungi; Ascomycota; Eurotiomycetes; Onygenales; Arthrodermataceae
Exons: 3
Coding region: 1-378 (125 amino acids)
Cellular component (GO): nucleus; cytosol
Molecular function (GO): DNA binding
Source: RefSeq, a predicted model, not a curated record
AUGGCGGACGCAGAGCUCGAGGAGAUUAGAAAAGCCCGUCUUGCACAGCUGCAGCAGCAGGGCGGUCCCAGUGGCGGCGGAAGUGACGAUGACCAGCGAAGCAAGGAAAAUGAAGCCCGUCAGUCCAUCCUGUCUCAGAUUCUACUCCCCGAAGCCGCAGACAGGCUCGGGCGUAUCCGUCUUGUCAAGGAGUCGCGUGCCACAGACAUCGAGAACAGGCUGAUUAUGCUUGCUCGGUCCGGCCAGUUGCGCCAGAAGGUCACGGAGGACCAGCUGAAGGAGCUACUCAACGCCGUGGCUGAGAAUAAGGAGGAGAAGAAGAUAGUUAUCAACCGGCGAGGCGGAUGGGAUGACGAUGACGACCUGUUGGAUCUAUAG